GUAUUGUUGCUGAUGCUGCAGUUUGAAAGUGGGUCAAUUCCAGUUUUCUGUCUGGCACUUUCAUCUGCCUUUUCGCCUCGCUUAAGCGUUCCCACACCGCUUGCUCACACACCACAGAAUGUAUUUGUUAACGAUUUGGACUGUGCAGUUGUCCUAGACUGGUUUCCGUCUCAGCAAGGUCAUGUUCUUCAAUUCAUAUCUUGAAUGUCCGUGUGAUGGUUGGUGUGUCUUCGACUGCUCGUGUGAUCGAAGGCGCAACAUACGGCGUGAUACCUUCCUUCUCGAAAAGCCACUUAAUGAUCUUGACACGGCCGGAACUUUCUGCACUCUGUCCCUGAAUGACCAAAACCAUUUUUCCUUGCAUGUUGAUACAAUUAUCCGAAGCUCAUGGCCCACCAUCUCGUGUCAUGGAGGUAUGACGAUUCGGUGUCGAUUUCUCUUCCUCCAUCGCUGGGUGAUCUUGAGUGCUCUGCCUUACUUUGUCCUCGUCUACAAGACGCGCGAUGUCUUCAAAAAAAAUGUUGGCAGAGUGUUGAUCAGGUUCAGCGCCUGAAGCUACCAGAUGACUCUGCUUCUCAGUACCAUUCGAAUAUUCCUCCUCGCAGUGGUUAUUGCUCAACUAGUCGUCCCUACGUCGCCUGCAAGUUGGCUA
Molecule: messenger RNA, 652 nt
Organism: Mollisia scopiformis
Lineage: Eukaryota; Fungi; Ascomycota; Leotiomycetes; Helotiales; Mollisiaceae
Exons: 1
Coding region: 182-553 (123 amino acids)
Source: RefSeq, a predicted model, not a curated record